Molecule: messenger RNA, 1350 nt
Organism: Glarea lozoyensis ATCC 20868
Lineage: Eukaryota; Fungi; Ascomycota; Leotiomycetes; Helotiales; Helotiaceae
Product: Metalloproteases (zincins), catalytic
Exons: 1
Coding region: 1-1350 (449 amino acids)
Biological process (GO): proteolysis
Molecular function (GO): metalloendopeptidase activity
Source: RefSeq, a predicted model, not a curated record
AUGGCCGCUCAAAUGAACUCCACGUCUCCAAUGGCUAAGCCAGCCCGCCAAAUCACCAAACACGUCUGUUGCAUCAUCCCACCUCCCCUCCUCAAAGAAAUCCUCGACAACGGUAACCCCUCCGAACCCACGCGCAUCGCCCUCGAGAAAACCUAUCACCACAGCUGCAAGCUCACCGCGAACCGCAAGAUCCGCAACGCCGCCAUCGCCAAACCAGCCGGCAAAGUCCAGGGCCUCGCAGCAGGAGGUAGGUCAUCGAUCAUCACCCCUCAGAUCUUCAGCGCCAUCGCAGAGUCGUCUGAGACGAGCGAGGCGCAGAAAGAACGUGCCCAGCACAGUCUGCAGACUACCUCGUCCCUCCAUACCGCGCGCGCUGCAAAAGCUGAUGCGAGAAUAGUGGCUCCUACGCCGACCGAGGUGAUCCAUCGCGUCAUCUACGACUCGAAGAAGACGCCGAAACUACGCAAGACGCUGAUUGUGGAUGAGGCGAAGGGGAGCACCACGACGCUGACAGAUGCGGAUGCGAAGAAUGUGUAUGAUUAUUUUGGGAAGACGUAUCAGUUUUAUGAGGAGGUGUUUCAGCGGACUUCGAUCGAUGAUGAUAAUCUCAAGAUGAUUGGGAGUAUUCAUUAUGAUGAUCAGCCUGGUCCUCCUGGUAUGGAUAACGCUUUCUGGGAUGGUGAUGAGAUGGCGUUUGGGGAUGGCGAUGGCGAGAUCUUUGGGAGUUUUACGAAGAAUAUCGAUGUUAUUGGUCAUGAACUCACACAUGGUGUUGUUCAAUAUACCGCGAAUCUCGCUUAUGAGUUCCAAUCUGGUGCUCUGAAUGAGAGUAUGGCAGAUGUGUUCGGAACGAUGAUUAAGCAAUAUUUCGGACCCAAGGGCAAGGUUCUGGCUGCUGAUGCAGACUGGCUUAUCGGCGAGGGCAUUUUCCUUCCUGCGAUCACGGGCGCAAAGGCGUUGCGCUCUAUGAAAGCACCCGGGACUGCUUAUAACAACCCGAAAGUUGGAAAGGAUAGUCAACCUGCUGAUAUGGAUGGGUAUAUGGAUCUUCCCAACACCGAUGCUGGCGAUUCUGGUGGUGUGCACAUGAACUCUGGAAUCCCGAACCGCGCGUUCUAUCUUGCGGCUACGAGCUUGGGCGGGUAUAGUUGGGAGAAGGCUGGGAAGAUUUGGUAUGAGAGUUUGAAAGAUGAGAGUCUCAUAGGUGUCGAUACCAAGGCCGCGUUCAAGGUGUUUGCGGACUUGACGGUUAAGUAUGCGAAGAGUUUGUUUGACGCUGAUGUUGAGAAGAAGGUUAAGGAUGCCUGGGUCACCGUCAAGGUCUUGACUGCUGAGAAGGGCGAGCUUUGA